AGUGACCCAACCCCCGGGCAACACUAACUCUAAUACCAGUCCCCUCUGAUGCCUUCCUUCAGGGAUAUAAAGCAUCCUGCAGAACCUAAUUUGAAAGCCUUGCUCUGCAGUCUGCACAGACUGUCUGCACUGCUACUCUAUUUCCUGUUCUGUCGCUGUUCUGAGGUUUCACUAUUAACAUCAACAUUGAAGGGGAAAUUCCCUGCCCCCAGAGUGCUCCCCAUGAAUUUUUUCAGCUGAAACUCACAGACCCAAAUGCCACGCAACAGCAGAGAGGCAAACGAAAGGAGGAGACCCAGCACGAGCACUAGAGAAAUGGAAGAAGCGUUUUGCCAGCUUUACCAAGAAUUCACGCAGCUGCAGGAUUUAUGUGCAAAGCAGGCUCAGCUGCUACAGAAGUUAAUUGUGAAGAAGGAACCAAUGACUGACAUGCCAAUUUCGAUGCCAAUCCAGUGCACAGACGACGGGGGAUUAGUGCAAUCAGAGCGACUCAUCUUCAAACAGCAAUUACCAAAGGUUCCCAGCUCUAUCCUUUCCAACCCAACAGUUCCUACAUGGCCCAACUCCGCAGUUCUUCGGGACCAGCCACGAGAUGCACACAUGGUUUCUAGUUUUGAUAUUAAGUACCCCCCGAAUGCAGCAAACGCCAGCUUGUUAAGCAGUGCCAAGGGGAAGGCAAAUUUCGCAAUAGCACUUUCCAGCCAGAACCACCACAAACCACACAUGGGCAAGAAGGCGGCUUGUGACACGCUGUUGAAAAAUUAUAUGACGUUUCCUGCCUUGAAAGUGGACAAAGAGAAAUCCACACCCCCUCCCAUACUUCCAGAGCUUGCUGCCCUAAAUCCGGAGGAUGUAGGCUCCUUUCCCAGUUUCUUGGAUCUUUAUGAAGCACCACAAGAUUUACAGACAGAAAGUACUUCCCUUCAAGCAGCAGAAAUUAACGUUCCUAUAGAAAUACGAGGACCCACACAGCCUCCUCCAAAGGACUUCAUCCAAACCCUUUUGAAAAAUAGAUGAUUUGGGCCGUCUAGGAGUUCCUGGACUCCAGGAUGGGUGGUAGAAGACAGUCCACUUGGUUACAGCGGGGAUUUUGAACUCCAAGGGUACUCUGCAUACACAGACCUGUGACUUUUGUCAAGUCAUUUCCCCAGCGCGGGAAGCAGCGCAAGGCGACUAUUAAAAGCAACUCAUAGCUCAUACUGAAUAGCGUUGGUAUCAUCAUGUACUUGUAACCCAGCUUACAGAGGAUGGCUUUCCACCCCCCUUUAGUGGCUGGACAACAUGAGGGUUUAUGAGCCUCCUGUAGAGCUGUUGGAAUACGUGAAUUCUUGACGCAGUGGCUGAACUGAAGCAUUGUGAAAAAAAAAAUUUUGGUUUGGGUUGACCUGAAAUGAAAAUGGUUCAAUUUUUCCAGCAAAGCUCAAAAAGUAAAAAAAGAAUUUGGUUUGAAUUGAACAAAACAUUUUAUUUCAUUUCUGAGUUUUUAUCUUUUUCAAAUAGCAAUUUGAGAAAAGGACGUGAAAUUCUCAGAUGAAAAGUUUCAUUUUGGAAAUGACAAAAAAAAAAAAAAGAACCAUUUCAACAUUUCUGAUUUUUUUGAUAUUUGACCCAAUUUGAUAUUCACUAAUAUUGACCCAAAUUUGUGAAUUGUUUCGAUCAGCCCAAAUCUGCAUUUUUUGGGGCGGCAGCGAAAAUGAAUCACGCGAAAAAUAGAUUGUCGAGCUCUGUCGGCUUUGAGCUGGAUCUUUUAGCUCAGGCAGUUGUGGCUCAGAUGUUUGUGCUGACAAAGAGAAAAUAAUAUCUGCUUCUCCUCCCAGAAAUGUAACCUCUCCAAUAAAGGAAUGUCCAAGCUUGUUAA
Molecule: messenger RNA, 1858 nt
Organism: Gopherus flavomarginatus (Mexican gopher tortoise)
Lineage: Eukaryota; Metazoa; Chordata; Testudines; Testudinidae
Exons: 5
Coding region: 256-1017 (253 amino acids)
Biological process (GO): canonical NF-kappaB signal transduction
Source: RefSeq, a predicted model, not a curated record